AUGGAAGCGAACAUUAACAAGUUACAGCUUGAAAUUAAAGAAUGUGAAAACGAGCUCAACGAAGAGAAACUAAAACAAAGAGAGCUUAAGAACAAGGUUCGAUCUCUACAUGGUUUGUUACAAGAGAAAGAUAGCAAAAUUUCUGAUCUUGAACAAUCAUCCUCGAUAUAUUCUCAAGAAAAAUCUAAAAGGGAUAAGCAAUUUAAAAAUAUGGAGUUAAAACUUCAGAAAGCCCUAGAACAAAAUGAAUCAUUGAGGGAGAAAGAAGGGGAGGCACUGCAAAGAUAUAAUGAAUUCCAGAGGAAGCUAAUUUCAGCAGAAGAAAGCUUAAAAGAAAAAGAACUGACUAUUGCAAGUUUGAAUCAAGAAAAGCUUUCCAUGAGUAAUCAAAUCGCAGAAUCCAAGAAGAUUGAAGAGAAACUUCAAAAUAAACUAUCAACUUUGCAAAAUUCUUUGAAAGAGAAAGCAAGCCGCAUGUCUAAAACUGAACGGGAAGGGAAAAAUAAACUCAAAGAAGCAGGUUUGGAAAUCAAAGAACUUAACCAUAAGAUAUCCUCUCUAGAACUGGAAUUGGUCAAAACUAGUGGAGAAUUAGAACGAGUAACAGUGGCUGCAAAUUCCAAUGUAAGCAAUAUACAGCAAAUGGAAGAACUUCAACAGAAGAUAUCAUUAUUAGAAGAGGAAAUUCAGCAGAGAGACUCAAGAAUCGAAGGGUUGUUGUCUAAUAAAAGUGAUUUAGAAACGCAGCUAGCUACAGAAACUAUAGAAAGAAAGGAAUUACUUCUUCAAUUUGAAAAGCAGAAACAGAUUUUGCAGCUGUGCGAAAAAGAAAUCCAGGAUUCCAAAGCUUCUAUCAACCACUUGGAAAUAUCAAAUAAUAAUAAUCAAAACCAUAUUAAGUCUCAAGAAACAGAACUACAAACACUCAAAGAGAAAAUAGUUUCUUUGAAAACCGAGAAUGAAAAAAUCAAACGAGAGAAUAGAAUUGCGGCUUCCAAAAAUUCUAGAAACAAAGUUCCUGAAAAGGAAUUGAAUUCUGUCAUAUCUGAGGUUGUGAAAAGAAAUAUACUGGAAUCUAAGAGUAAUGCAUCAGAGGCUUCUCGUCAGAGAAACAGAAGAAAUAAAAUGGUACUUAGUUCAAACAAAGAUGAAAAGCGUCCACCGUUAUCCAAAAUUGAAGCAGAAGUGUCUUCAAGUCCAAAUGCUGUCAAAUUGCCUGUUUCUAGAAAACGCGGAGCUUCCGCCAAACCUAAUGCCAAAGGCCAAUUAACGAAUGAAGCAAAGGAUGAUGUAUUCUCAAUUUUCAAUGUUUUGGACUCGCCACCACCUUCAAAAAAGAGCAGAAAAGGUUAG
Molecule: messenger RNA, 1353 nt
Organism: Hemisphaericaspora subhashii
Lineage: Eukaryota; Fungi; Ascomycota; Pichiomycetes; Serinales; Debaryomycetaceae
Exons: 1
Coding region: 1-1353 (450 amino acids)
Source: RefSeq, a predicted model, not a curated record